AUGGAAGGUUCCAACUUGAGGCAUCCCGAGCUAGUUGUGGUCAGUACCUCUGGGGCUAGUCUUUUGGACUACGUGGCUAGAGGUGGCCGAGCUUUCAUGGAGUUGAUCCCUCAAGUUACGAGGCAUGUCUGUACGUUUGGCGAGGAGAUCCAUCAUCUGAAGUUGGAGGCCAACAAGAGGGAGGCAAGGCUUGCUGAGCUUCAGUUCUUUCGCCAGUUGAUUGCUGCCACCACUUUAGAGAUCGGUUGA
This is a messenger RNA of Ilex paraguariensis (yerba mate), 249 nucleotides long. The record is from the annotation of a GenBank genome assembly. Lineage: Eukaryota; Viridiplantae; Streptophyta; Magnoliopsida; Aquifoliales; Aquifoliaceae.